Strongylus vulgaris is the source of this 282-nucleotide messenger RNA. The record is from the annotation of a GenBank genome assembly. NCBI's taxonomy places the organism in Eukaryota, Metazoa, Nematoda, Chromadorea, Rhabditida, Strongylidae.
AUGCGCAUCGUUUGUAUUGGAGCAGCACCAACAGGCUUGGGAGCUGCAUUCCGUCUCAAUGAAUUAAUCCAAGAAAAUCAUGAAAACGCCGAAGAUGUCGAGAUGGUGAUUCUUGAGAAGGAAGCCUACGCAGGAGGUCUUUCAUGUACAGUAAAGGAUGAGAAGGGUUUCCUCUGGGAUAUGGGAGGCCAUAUCACCUUCAAUCAUAACUUCCCUUACUAUGAGAAGGCGGUCAAGUGGGCAGUAGACGAAUGGAAUAGUCUUCAAAGGAAUUGCAUGGUA